CCUCCUGGGGAACUCACUGCUCGGAACUCCCCGUCUUCCUGUGGGGCCUCCCUGGGUCUGGCAGCUCUGAGCUCCUGACAGCAGAGCCCUGAGGAGCGGCGUCCUGCCCUGGACCUGCCCCCAUGCUGCUGCGGCUGCUGCUGGCCCUGCUGGGGCUGGGGGAGGCCCUGGGGGACAGGGAGGCUAACAAGGAUUACCGCCUGGAACUGCAGAGGCAGCGGGUGGAGGGGCCCGAGGGCCUGUGUGUGGCCGUGCGCUGCUCCUUCUCCUACCCCGAGGUGGGCUGGAACGACUCUGAUCCGGUUCACGGGUACUGGUUCCGCUACGGGGCCAAUGUAAACACGAACAAGGCUGCUCCAGUGGCCACGAACGACCCGGGCAGCACAGUGCGGGAGGAGGCCCGGGGCCGAUUCCGCCUCCUCGGGGAUCCCAGGACCAACAACUGCUCCCUGGGCAUCCGAGUCGCCAGGAGGAGCGACGAGGGGACGUACUACUUCCGGGUGGAGAGAGGACCCAAUGUGAAGUGGACCUACCAGUGGACCAAGCUCUACGUGCGCGUGAAGGUGACAAUCUAA
Tupaia belangeri chinensis (Chinese tree shrew) is the source of this 575-nucleotide messenger RNA. RefSeq names its product sialic acid-binding Ig-like lectin 12. Gene Ontology annotation, molecular function: sialic acid binding. Gene Ontology annotation, cellular component: plasma membrane. The record is from RefSeq and is a predicted model, not a curated record. NCBI's taxonomy places the organism in Eukaryota, Metazoa, Chordata, Mammalia, Scandentia, Tupaiidae. Gene Ontology annotation, biological process: cell adhesion. The transcript is spliced from 3 exons. Bases 123 to 575 code for a protein of 150 amino acids.